This is a messenger RNA of Necator americanus (New World hookworm), 969 nucleotides long. RefSeq lists its product as uncharacterized. Gene Ontology annotation, molecular function: olfactory receptor activity. The transcript is spliced from 7 exons. NCBI's taxonomy places the organism in Eukaryota, Metazoa, Nematoda, Chromadorea, Rhabditida, Ancylostomatidae. The record is from RefSeq and is a predicted model, not a curated record. Gene Ontology annotation, biological process: detection of chemical stimulus involved in sensory perception. The coding region runs from base 1 to 969 and encodes 322 amino acids.
AUGAACUGUUCAGAAACAAAAGAUCUCAUAACCAAUCACGGUUUCAUAUUUGUAUUAAGUUUGCAAGCUGUAGCUGGAUUAUCCUCCACGAUAAUUUCAUCGAUAGUUAUCUUAAAAUGUGGUAACCUAUAUUUCCACAUAAAUUGCAAGAUACUCAUCGUGACCAUGUUGCUUCUAUUCAUUGUACAUUCCUUCCUAAUCACAACACUGCAGACGUCGCAGGUCGUUAUGUAUCUAACGUACUCUGAUCCAUGCAACGUUGGACUACCACCAGAAAUUUGUAUGGCUUUACGCUCUCCAGCCACAGCUUGUAUGAUCUCCUUUGCCUGCAUUAAGUUUGCAAUGCUUGUCGAACGAUCUGCUGCAUUAUGGAAACGCAAAGAUUACGAGACAUAUGGGCCGACGCUUGGGGCAUCGCUUGUUAGCUUUAGUAUCAUAACAGCAAUGGCGGCAACAGCUUGGAUUUUUUGGAAUGCAAAUCUUUCACAAAAACAAAACUACUGCUCAGCAUCUACAGCACGUACCGUGGAUAAAAUAACGACUUUAUUAUUUGUUCUUACUGGUAUUGACGUAAUUACGUUGAUUGGAAUCGCAAUUUUACACUUUUGUAACGACACUGCAAUCAAGAGAAAAGUCUUCGAUUUAAAAACUUCGUAUCAAUUACACGAAAAUUACUCCGUUAUUCGAAUAAUGCUUCCGCUAGCUAUUUUUCAAACAAUUUGCUACGCAAUUUUUUCUAGCUCAGGCGCUAUUAUUUCACUAUUCCGAAAGAGUUUCACAACUGUUGGAUACCGCAUUAUGUUCGCGUCUUCCUAUAUCUUGCCCUACUACACAUUAAUUUCUCCUAUUCUCACAUGGUUCGUCAUACGGUACUCAAGAAAAUUGAAAGCCAACAAACUGAAGUUGGCAACACAGCAUAUAAGUAAUAGAAAUGAUGUUUAUUUCAAAGCAUAUUCGGAAAUGUGGUAA